Molecule: messenger RNA, 2757 nt
Organism: Bemisia tabaci
Lineage: Eukaryota; Metazoa; Arthropoda; Insecta; Hemiptera; Aleyrodidae
Source: RefSeq, a predicted model, not a curated record
AGUGUUCUGUGUCUCUCGCGCGGUGAAGUCACUUCUACCGGGUUUGUUACUUUCAAAAUACUCCGAUAAAGAACAAGGUACUUCUGUCUCAAGUGCGUGAUAAUUUAAAUUCAUAAUUCAUUUUAUGAGGGACAUUUAUGACUCCUCGAUGUUUUCAUUAUUUUGAUUGGAUUUCUCGAUGUACGAGCUGGGAUCUGCCCGGAUCAGGAAAGGAAAGAAACACGUUGCACAGGAAGACUCAGGUGGAGGCACCGGCGGUCAGCAAGGAACAUCAAUGAGCCUCGAGGACUUACGCGGUUUUCGGAUCUUACUGACUUGCGCCCAAGUAGUCGGUGGGAUCCUUGUACUUCUAGUAGCAAUAUGGACAAUAAGUUACAGAGGCGGUUUUGCUUGGCGCAGCAAUCCUGGGCUCGAGUUCAACUGGCAUCCGCUGCUUAUGACAAUAGGAAUGAUAUAUCUUUAUGGAAAUGGUAUCCUGAUGUAUAGAACUUUGAGGAACAUGAGGAAACGCAGUCUGAAAAUAACUCAUGCAAGUGUCCUGUUUGCCGCCUUUGCACUAUCAUCCAUAGGAAUAAUCGCUGCUUUCGAUUCGCACAAUCUUGCCGAUCCACCGAAACCAAAUCUGUAUACGCUUCACAGCUGGUUUGGUAUUAUUACCUUCACUGGUUUCACCUUACAGUGGGUUGGAGGUUUAGUAACGUUUCUGUAUCCUGGAUUAGCCUCUCAUAUACGUGCUGCUGCUCUGCCAGUUCACAUGUAUUUUGGUCUUGUCCUCUUCAUUAUGGCGUGCACCAGCGCUGUCCUUGGGUUAGCAGAAAAAGCGAUUUGGACCUUAGGAGCUCAGUAUGCAUCUUACGUAAAUGAAGGUCUUCUAAUGAAUCAGAUUGGAUUACUCAUUUUCCUGUUUGCUUUUAUUGUGAUAUACCUUGUGACUCAUCUUCCCUACAAAAGGCAGCCCAGGCCUGAAGAUGAAAAUUUGCUGACGGGUUUGUCAGAUUAAAUGUGCGCACAAGUUAGCUCUGUCAAGCAGAAUCUCACUUAAAGGUGCUACAAUUCAACGUUGUGUGCUAUUGAACUACCUACCUGUAACCUUUACUUUCAACGUUGUAUGUACAUUCACUGUUCAAAUGUCCAUGUUGUACCUGGUCAGUCUGAGUUUUCCUCUAUCUUUCUCUUAUUUUAUUUUCUCUCUUUUCUUAUUUUUUUUAUUCUUUAUUUUAUUUUCAAAAGCAUCCAGUAUGUUUUAAUGAAAGGCUUAAAUGUUAACAGGAGGAUACUUUAUUUAUUAUGUUUUGUAAAUCUGUAAUUUUUACACCCAAGGUUUCGUAUGCUGAAAAAACUUAUCAUUUCAAGUUCCUGUCAUUCAGUUUCAUCUCUCUGACGAUUUCAAUCAGUCAUCUACUGAACGGAAUUUGUCCCAAAAUGUUCACAUGCUCAUCAAUCAGUAAUCUACUCUUAAAAUUUAGCUCUAAAAAUUUAGCAAAUUGAAAUUUAAAGUAUGAUUCUACAACUUUGUAUGUUUUGAAACUCGGGACUUAAAAAUUAUAGAAUUAUCAUUUUCAUUGAAUCAGUAUUGCUAUCCAUUUGUUACAGUGUAAGAAACUUUCCUCUCUUAUGUACGAAAUCAUUCAUUCUAUUUCAGACCUGAGCCUUGACAUUACCAUUAAAGUGUAUCAUGCUCUGAAGUUAUUGGAAGGUUUCAGUCUAUCAUGUCAUUUUUGUUUCAAUGCAUUGUUCCUUGCUCUUCUUUUCUACAUUUUCUGUGAUAGCUUAUAUAUUUUUCGAAAGGAAUAGACCACAAGACUGAGAAAGAAUUAGACCUUUGAUUGGCACAUUUCCUCAUCAAAAUCUCCUGCCAAAGACCUGAAACUUACCUUCAUAAUGAAAACUUGAAUCGCCCUUGGAUUAAUCUACUUCGCUCAGUGAGAAUAUUUUUUUUGAUUUCCUUCAAUCCAUGUAGUGCCCAACUAUGAUCAUAGAAUGCACGGUAGCUGAUGAUUUUUAGCAACCUCUAAAAAAUUACCCUUAUAAAAACCAUAGGUAAGAUUUCUCAAGUCGGUCAGUUUUUAUCUAACCAUGAAUUGAAUUCCUAGAAUAAUUUAAAUAAAAGACAUUUUCAGGGUGAAGACUGUUGGUAAAGGUGGAUAUAGACGUGAGUGUGGUUGUAUUUAGGUAUUUUGCCACUACCACUUUGAAUAGUUAAGCUGGUAUUGCUGUGAAGCAGUUUAUUUGCGGCGUGUUCACACCAAAUUUUCAUUUUGUAAAUACUUAGUUCUUACUUUAAAGAAAGAGACAGAAAUAAUAAUUUUUUUUGGAACAUUGAUAUUUUUUCAUUAGGUAGUGUUCUAUAGUAAAAGAUGAAAAUUAAAUGUGGUAUGAAAAACUCCAGCGGGCCGAUUAUUGGCCAUCUCAAGAUAAUUAGGCAACUAAGCCACUUUUCCUCUCUCUUUUUUCCACAGUCAUCAUUAUAAAACACAGGUCAUCGUGAAUUAUUUUCCUUGCACAGGAUCAAUAAAUCUUGCUCUGUCAUAUGGUUUGCCAAAGAUUUUGAAGGUGAAACAAAUGUGGGACCCUUUUUUGUAAUCGCAUCUCUGUUGUGAAAAUCAAUUUCUUGUUAAAACAGGAAGGGUCCCUCACUCCUGUAAAUUUAACUUACCAAACAACUUAUGUCUUUACUUUAAAUGAAUGAAUGUCAGAAAGAUUCACCGCAGAUCCAUGAAUAAAAGAAAAAUAAAACUUUCAAUUUUAUUCGUUUAA